Messenger RNA from Saprolegnia diclina VS20, 5603 nucleotides. RefSeq lists its product as hypothetical. The coding region runs from base 6 to 5603 and encodes 1865 amino acids. The transcript has 2 exons. NCBI's taxonomy places the organism in Eukaryota, Oomycota, Saprolegniomycetes, Saprolegniales, Saprolegniaceae. The record is from RefSeq and is a predicted model, not a curated record.
AAAGGAUGGUCGUCAACCAGGGGCGGGUCAUUGUUGUCGCAUCGAGCGCCGACGUGCCGCCGAGCGACGACUCGCCGCCUUCCCCGCAUCAUCGUCCUAGUCGUCACCUCUCGCCCAAGCUCCUAACGCUGUGCGGCUACGUCUACAUGGUGUUUACGAUGGCGUGCAGCGUCGCGUACAUCACCAUCCUCAAGCCGCACGUGGCCAACGACUAUUGGUGGCAGGGCUUCAACUCGACGGGCCACCAAACGUUUCUGAGCGACUGGUGCAACGCGAUGCUGCUGCUCAAUGCAUCGGGUACCUACUCGCUCUUUGACGAGCGCAUCGUACUGCCCAGAGACUACUCGUCGCCGUCGACGUUCAUCGAGCUCUCGUUCGCAUCCCCGCGGUCGAUUCUGCAAGGCAACGUUCCGUUGGCACUUGUCGUACCCUCCAUUCGCAGCAACUCGGUGUACUGGAACCUGCGCCAGUUUGUCAAGUAUUGCUGGGUCGACUUGACCCUGCGCUAUGAACUGGCACUCACGGCCAAGCAGCAAACGCGCUGCUACUCGUACCACGCGACCAAUGCUGCCGUGUAUCUCGAGCCUAUCUUGCGCAAUGUUGACGUCGCCGAUGUCCUUGACGGGCCGAUGGCACAGCCGCUCGUGUCGGGCAUUUUUGCUAUUGUCAACACGACGGCGUUUGGCCAGGCGUGGCUCACAGCGACGCUCCGCGGGCCGGCUUCGUACCUCUCGGUGGACGCUGAGGUCGCGUUUUGGGUCGCGCACGGCGCAUCCCGCUGGCAGUCGGAAGUGACCAACUACUACCAACAAGGCGUCGAAGAAACCCUCGUCAUUGAGAAUGCGCUGGGGCUCACUCAAACCAUUCGUAUCAACGAGAUCCCGUUUGCAUUCCGGGGCCUGAGUCUCUGGUCCAUGGUGAGCGCGUACAUUGGGGUUUGGAACGACCUCUGGUCGUCGCUCGACCCACCGGGCCCCAUGAGUCUUGUCCGAACCGCACCGAAUAGCAUCGAGUACUUCAAUGCGACUAGCAACUUUUAUUACAUCCCGAGCGCGACGGCGCCGCCCGUGACAGCCGCCUUUGUCAACGCACUCGGACCGCUUGGCAACGUCAACAUUCGCCUCGUACCGUAUCCCAGCGAGCUCACGGCGCUCUACCUUGGCCUCCAAGACGCGCUGUACCGCCAGCUCGAGACCAAUGCCACGUUUGUCGCGGGCUACGACAUUGUGCCGGCGUCAACAACCGUGUACCCGACUCCAUCGCACUGGACGACGCGUGGGCCCUUCUACACGGGCAACUUGAUGUGUGUGAGCGAGACCGACGCCACGGCCUUUGUGCAAGAGUCGUUUGGCUUCUAUGACGCGUGCUCCCAGCCGACGCCGCUCACGAUCGCACUGGAGCGUCCACACGUUGUCCUUGCCGCCGCCCUCGCCAACGUGUCGAAUGCACUUUCUGUUUGCGCUCUUGCGAGCGCCAGCACGCGCGACAGCUGCGGACUUGCGCUCUUAGCCGCCAUGCGUAUCCCUCUGGUUGUCCCACCCCUCGACGCCGUCUACGCUGCACUGCAGCCGCUUGGGAUUUCCAUGUACCAAGUCGCAGCGCCCUCCCAGUUGCUGUCGCAGCCCAUGCUCUCGCAGACCUCAUGGGACCUCUUUGGCUGGAUCACGCUCCUUGAGUGGCUACACGGACGCCGCGAGGUCUACACGUUCGAGACGGACGGGACGUCGGUGACGGUCAUGUCGCGGCGCACGGAGCCAUUGCGAAUGGCGGCCAACCCGUUGGAGCUGCCAGUGAGCGCGUGCAAGUACAUUUGGAGCAUCACCCUGUACGUCACGAUCGUCAUCAACGUCAUCAUGGUGCUCAUGGUGUGCUUUGCGUGUCGCGCGCCGUUCCGCGUGUGCGGCCACGACCUCUUCAAGGUCAACCGGGUCGUCGGCUGCACAUGGAUCGGGCGACCGUUCCUCUUUGUGCGGGGCGUCACAGCCCUCGCGCUCCUCAGUACAUCGCCGAUAGCGUUUGUCCAGCGGCAGGGGCUCUCGCGCUUCGUACUGGCGCCGCGGUCGCUUCUCGAGGUCGUCCUCAUUGCCGGCGAAGGCACGUGGAUCACGUACGUUGUGAGUGACUUCUUCCUCCCGUUUACCAAAGACGGCGCGAAUGCCUCAGCGCCCAUGAGCAGCCUCCUCGCGUGGCUGACCAUGGUUCUCCUCGAGCGCUUUGCACCAUAUCACGCCACGCUCACACUCGAGCGACGCUGUGUCGUCACGACACUCGGGCUCGAAGCGUCGUGCCGCAGCGGCCGCGUGGCCAUUGGCAGCGUCGCGCGCCUUGCGCUUUUUCUCUGUAUCAACACAGUGACUGUGUUUGUAUCGAUUCUCGCCGUCGGUCUGCUGCAGCACUGCGCGUCCAAGCUCGAGCAGCGCGGACCUCGGAAGCGCCAAAUCCACCUCUUGAUCCCCGCCGCCUCCGAGGGAUACCUCGCCCACACCCACGAGCGCCAUUGGUACAUGGACCAAGUGAUUUGCGUCAUGUCGGGCUUGGUGCCGUUGGGGCGUGGUAGGGUGCUGGACAUGAAGCUAUGGCUGCUGUUUGAGAUCGACGCCGUGUUUACGGUCCAGACAACACUACAGGCGACGACGCCACUCGGCUCACGCGCGGUGUUGACUCCCGUUUUCGAUGGAGCCGCGUCGAGCGUCCCGUCGCGCACGACGAUGCGGAUCCAAGCGGCGCUUGGGCUUCUCUACAUGGCGGCGUCGCUCUUUGGGAGCUACUCGUUUCUGUACCUCUCGCAGUUUGCCAUGGGCAACGACUUUUGGUGGGCGUACUUCAACGCGACGGGGGCCCAGACAUAUACGACCAACUGGUUCAACGACCGCCUUCAAGUGCUCACAAACCUCUCGGACGUUUCGCCGUCGCUCGACAAUGCAGUCUUCUUCUCGAAUGACAAUCUGUACAACACGUCGGCGACCGCCGCGAGCGUCCCGGUCUUGUACGCCAACAUGAUCCAAGAUGAAAUCAAUUCGCUUGUGCAGGUGAUUGACGGUCUCCGAAGUAUGGAUGGCUGCGCGGUUCCGUGGAUCGCAACGUCCUACUGCUACGUCGACUGGCGCCAAACGUGGUCGCUCGCAUCGUCGUGGCGUCGCGAAGUCGCGUGCGCCCGCCAGAGCGAGAAUGCAGCCAUCUACCUCGAGUCGGUGCUCCGCAACGCACACUGGCCGUCGCUCUCGCAUUGCUGGGGCGACGCUCUGAACAUCAGCAUCUUGUUGCCGCUGCAGCGUUCCCGCGCGGGGCAGGAAUGGUCGUCGGCGCUGUACACGGCCAUGUCGACCCCGCUCGCCACCGAAGACGAAGCGCUGACGUGGCGCCGUGCGGGGCUUCUUUCGUUCACCACGUUGUGGCAAAACUACAAGGCGCUCGGUGUCAUUGAGCAAUUUGAGAUUCACAAUGCUUUUGGACUUGCGUAUGCGCUCAAACUCAAAAGCUCGAACGCGACGCUGCAGCUCGGAACGCAAACCUCGUACAAGAUGUUUACGCCGCUCGCGUUCGCGCUCAGUUUGGUGCGAGACAACACGACGGUGCUCGGCGGUACCAGCCUUCUUCGGGGCUCACCAACGUUUGGGUACACCAACGUCUCGGCCGCGACCGUGCUCAUGCAAAAUGGGUCGCUCCCAAGCCCGCUCGGGCUCGGACUCUCGCUGUUUCGCUCGAGCAUUGGUCCGUUUGGUGAGGUCGACUUGCGCCGACUGCCGUGCCCGGACGUGGUCAAGCAGUGGUACGAGACGUCUCACGCCUUGCUGACGCUCGUUAUCACGGCCAAUGACGCGGCCAUGCACGACUUUACCGUCGCCCUCCAGAGCCCAAACCAGUACACGCCAAGUCCAUGGUCGAACGCGACCGACUACUAUGGCGGCAACCUCCUCUGCGACUCGCAGGCGUCGCCCGAUACGUCGGUGCUGACGUUUUUCACGCUUGGUGGGUCGUGCAUGGCCCACAUGAACGAUCUCCUUGGAGUCACUACGAUGAGUGCGACCAUGGCGGUGGCCGCCUUGGGCAGCGCGCUCACACCAGUGAUGAUGGAUGAUAUCGACGCGAUGGCAUCCGACGGCGGCAAGACGCUGGACCUUCUGCACGGUAUUCUCACCUAUCUUGAUGCGCAUGUACCGCCCGAGAACCAAACGCGCCUUGCCGCACUCGCCGCCAACGUGCGCACCGAAAUGCACACCAACUACCCGGUGGCGCUCGCGCAAUACAUUAGCUUCAACGUCAGUCUUGGCGCCGGUGUCUAUGGUCGCGGGCCACCGCUCUUGGCGCAAGGCUCGCUAUUUGACGGCACGUCCCAUUCGUACGAGUAUUUUUCGUGGUUGUACCUCGUCGAAUGGGUCCACGGCGUGCGCGAAGUGGUCGUUUUCGAAAGCAGCGUCGGGCGCGUCACGACCUUCUCGGGUCGAAACGCGAUUGCACGCGUGCCGGUCAACGGGAUGGAGAUCCCAAUCAACGUCGCCACGUACUUUCAGCGCGUCGUUCAGUACAUCACGGUCGUCCUCGGGUUUGUGACGCUCUUGGCGUCUCUCUACAUUGUCACCUCGGGCGGCUUCAUUGAAGCCAGCAACCUCCUCGUCGUCAACCGCGUCGGGGGGCUUGUCUGGAUCGGCCGCCCGCUGCUGUUUCUACGCAGCAUGACGGCCAUCUGCCUCCUCUCGACAUCGGGCCUCCAGCUCAUGCAAAUGGCCGGCUAUUUCCGCUUCGAGUCGGUGCGGGCGCCGUGGUACACCACGAUUACAGCCUCGGGCGAGCUUACGUGGCUAGCGUUCAUCUUGAACGACGCCUUCUCGCUUCUCACGCAGCAAUACACCUCGGGCUACUCGUCGAAAUCGGCGCUUGCGGUCUGGGGGGCCUCGGCCAUUUGGAGUUUUGCAUCGCCCAUUACCCAUCAUGUGCAGCUCGAGCGAUCGUGCGUCGUGGUCGCUGUCGACGCCCAAGCCAUUUGCCACGGCGGUCACGUGGCCAUUGGGAGCGUCCAGCGGUUUUUGGCUCUGAACGGACUUGUUGCUGGCAUUGUGCUUGUGCUCUACCUCCUCGAGCGCCUCCGGUUCCCGCACUUGGCGCCGCCGCCAGCCAGCUCGUUCUUUUUGUAUGCGGCCGCCAACUACCAGUUCAAGAAGGCCCGGUGGCACCACCGAGACGUCUACUGCAUCGACAAGGCAUCCGCGGUCAUCAACGGGCUCCUGUCCUUCGAGUGGGGCGACCGCGUCUUCCUGCUCGACAUCAAGACGUGGCGCAAGCAUAUCGUCGCCAUUGGCAAAGAGCGAAGGGAAAUCCGAGAUGACAUGUCGCUGCAGCACUUGACCAUGGUCAAGACCACCGUGUGCGCUCUCGCCGUGCUCCAGUGCAUCGACUCGACGACGGCCGCCAGCGAGACCCAGAACUUGCGCGCCACGUGGGGCGGCGGUGGCGGUGGCAUCGACCUCGGCGGCGCCAUCAGCAGCCUCGUCCAAAACUGCCUCAACGGCUACGGCCUCUUCAACGGCGGCGGCGGUGGCGGCGGCUGGGGCGGCCAAGGCACUGCUAACACCAACACCAACGGCGGUGGUGGCGGCUGGGCCUAA